Messenger RNA from Neoarius graeffei (lesser salmon catfish), 1845 nucleotides. Its product is annotated as zinc finger BED domain-containing protein 4-like. Gene Ontology annotation, molecular function: protein dimerization activity; DNA binding. The record is from RefSeq and is a predicted model, not a curated record. NCBI's taxonomy places the organism in Eukaryota, Metazoa, Chordata, Actinopteri, Siluriformes, Ariidae. The transcript is spliced from 2 exons. Bases 1 to 1845 code for a protein of 614 amino acids.
AUGUCUUCACCGGCAUGGUCGUUUUUCGCUGUGGCUGAAGAUGACAACACCGUCGCUAUCUGCAAAACAUGUUCAGCGAGGAUUGCGAGAGGAGGAAGAAAGCCAUCAAGUUUUAACACGACGAAUCUUAUAGCUCACCUUAAAAGUCGCCAUCGCGGCGAAAAGGUACUGAACGAAUAUGAGGCAGCAGCUGCAGCCGCAGCCGCUAACAGUGUUAAAAGAAAAACAAGAACGACACAGAAGUUUGAUGUCCCCAUUCAGCAGUUGUUCGAAAAAUGUAAGAGCUUUUCAAGAGAUAGCGAGAAGUCUAAAGCCAUUAACGACAAAGUAAUGGAGUUUAUAGCACUCGGCGACCAGCCUUUCUCUGUUGUCGAAGACCCAUCUUUUCGUAAGCUAAUAGCACAUUUGGAGCCACGUUACACUCUCCCAAGCCACCGCUUCUUCUCGGACGUGUCCCUCCCUGCACUUUAUGAUAUUGUUGCAACACAUAUCCACAGCCUGAUCGACAAGGGCGGACUACACGUAAGUUUUACCACAGACAUAUGGACGUCAGAUGUUAGUCCGGUCAGCAUGCUAAGCCUGACGGCUCAGUGGCUGGAUCAAGACUUUAACUUGCAAAAAGCAACUCUGCAUGCCCAGGAGUGCCCUGGGUCACAUACAGCAAUAAUGAUAUGCCAAGCUUUUGACACAAUGCUCACGCACUGGAGUAUAACAAAAGACCAAGUGCAUGUUGUGCUCAGGGACAAUGCACGUAACAUGAUCAAAGCUAUGGAGGAGUGUGGGCUUGCAAGCUUGGGUUGUAUGGCACACACUUUACAGCUUGCUGUAAAUGAGGCUGUACUGAGCCAAAGAAGCAUCACAGAUUGUGUCUCGAUUGGCAGGAAGAUAAUAGGACAUUUUAAACACUCCCAGCUCGCCACCUCCCGUCUUCAAAACUUGCAGAAACAACUAGGUAUGAAAGAGGCAAGGCUUCAACAAGACGUGCCCACUCGUUGGAAUUCCACGUUCUAUAUGAUGACAAGUUUGUUGCAGCAGAAGCGAGUACUUGCAGCAUAUGCUGUAGAUUUUGACUUGCCUGCAUUUCUGACCCCAAAUCAAUGGACUUUAAUUGAAAACAUGCUCACUAUUCUUGACCCCUGUGAACAGCUGACAAAAAACAUAAGCUCAGCUACAGCCACUGCAGCUGAUGUCAUCCCCUCCAUUGAAGCCUUAAGGCGUCUGUUAAAUAGGACUGUUGCAACAGAUCAUGGAAUUAAAACGUCAAAGAGCACACUACUGGAAGCUAUAGAGCAGCGUUUCAGUCACAUCUACACAGAGUCCCUGUUUUUUCUCGCCACAGUCUUGGACCCAAGGUAUAAGGACUGCUAUUUUGACCAAGCAACAAAAAGGGAAGCAAUAGAAGCAUUGAAUGAUAAAAUGAGAUGUGCAGCACCAGCAAAAGAUGUAGAAGAGCCAAAGGAGAAGAAAACCAAGACAACAACAGAUGACAACAACAAUGUUUCCCUGCUGACAAUGUAUGAAGAAAUCCUUCAAGAAAACAACACAAAAGAGCUGAACCAAAGCAAAACAGAUCAGCAGAUAAAAGCCUAUCUCUCAGAGCCCACAAUUCCUCGAUCGGAGAGCCCCAUGGACUACUGGAGAAGCAACAAAGCCCGGUUCCCAGAACUUGCCUCACUCGCACGGAAGUACCUGUCAGCGCCUUGCACAAGCAUAGACAGUGAACGUUUAUUUUCUGCCGCUGCAAAUGUUAUCGAUGAAAAACGAAACCGACUUGGAUGUGACAAAGCAGAGAUGCUUCUGUUUGUCAAGAAAAAUCUCCCACUGAUGCCCUCACCUAGAAAAUAG